Molecule: messenger RNA, 947 nt
Organism: Stylophora pistillata
Lineage: Eukaryota; Metazoa; Cnidaria; Anthozoa; Scleractinia; Pocilloporidae
Source: RefSeq, a predicted model, not a curated record
AUGUACAAAGAUUAUAAUAAACAUUAUGGGCUCUGCAAUAAUAUAGGCUGUAAGGCAAAAACGGGAAUAGCAGGAUACAUAUGCGAAGGGUCAAAUGGAUGUUACUUUGAAAGAGUUGUUACAAAGGUCGGUGACCUCAAUUGCAAGAAUGACAACGACUACUUCACCCUUUAUCUGACAAUCGCUGUUUUGGCAGGAUUCUUGUUUGUAAUCUUGGUAAUCCUUUUUGGAGUUUUCAGACAACAGAAGAAACAAAAAAAAGAUGCAAGAAAAGAAACUGUUAUACAGAAUCAACAUGACUACGGAGAAAGCUUGCUGUUGAAUGCUUUGAAAGUCGGUGCCCAGCUUAGCUUAGCGGCGGGAAGUAAGAAAAACGAAAGUGAGCCGUCUGUCCAACAGGAGGGUGUAUAUACCGCGCUGUGUUCAGAGACAAUGAUGACUUCUGGUGAGGAGGGUUCCCGCACGUACACUUCACUUGUGAAAUCAAGAGAAGAAGACAGCGAAACUGAUUAUGUGCAUCAAAUACCUGCGCCUGAGUAUGUCAAUGCCUAAGUGGAUUGUUUAUAAGACGGUAGCGGGCUAAUCCAUAAAGCUGAAGUAAACAAAAUUUGAUAGUAUGUGUCUUUGCAAAGCCAUAAAACAAGAAAUUCUAUUGCCAUUGUUGGAUUAAUAGUGGUUUGAGCAACCCUGUCCUUGAUUUAUGUUCUAUGUAAAUGUUGCUCUUCGAAGCAAUCUCAUCUUUUCACGCGUUUGCUUGAGUACAAAUUUGCAAAGCUGUGAUGUCAUUUCAAUAAGUGCAGGAUCAAUGCUAACUGUUCGGUGAAACUAACAAAAAAAUGAUAAACAGUUUUUUAUCUUGUUUAUCGAAUACAUGUGCAGUCGUGGUAAUUACUGAUGUAUGCAGAGAGAUUCCCUUGAUGGAUUCCUUCCCUUUAAGUACAGUUUGA